This is a messenger RNA of Salvia splendens (bonfire salvia), 1458 nucleotides long. Its product is annotated as calcium-transporting ATPase 12, plasma membrane-type. Gene Ontology annotation, molecular function: P-type calcium transporter activity. The coding region runs from base 1 to 1458 and encodes 485 amino acids. The record is from RefSeq and is a predicted model, not a curated record. NCBI's taxonomy places the organism in Eukaryota, Viridiplantae, Streptophyta, Magnoliopsida, Lamiales, Lamiaceae. Gene Ontology annotation, cellular component: plasma membrane; intracellular membrane-bounded organelle. The transcript has 2 exons.
AUGCUGCAGAGUGAAGAAUACUUGGUCACUCGAGAAAUUCUGGCAGAAGCAGUUGAAAGAAACUGCAGAGACGCCCUUGACCACUACGGCGGCAUCGAAUACAUUGCUUCUGCGUUGAGAACAAAUAUCGAAGUCGGAAUCGUAGGCGAUGCAGCCGACCUUAAAUCCCGGUGUGAAGCCUUUGGUUCAAACAUGCCUACUUCACAGCCACAGCCUCAUAGCAUAAAACGCAUCCUGCAGGAUGCUUUACGGGACACCACUAUCAUUCUCUUGUUGUGUUGUGUGAUGCUUUCGUUGGCCAUUGGCAUCAAGAUCAAUGGAGCAGCAGAGGUUUUGGUUGUGAGGAAUGGCUUGGUUGAUGCGAUCCUGGAAUCCGAGCUCGUUGUUGGCGACAUUGUGUGGUUGAGUACCGGUGAUCGAAUCCCUGCUGAUGGCAUUUUCGUAAACGGGGAUGAUUCGUUUAAGCUCAAUGCUGAUUUGGAGGUGGAUUAUUACCGGCGCCCUUCUCUGUUUACCGGCGGGGAAGUGUCUCAAGGCCGGUGCUGUAUGCUCGUGACGUCGGUGGGCGACAACACUGAGAGAAACAGGCUAAUGAGAAGUAUUAGGGAUGAUCAUCGCUUUCAACUGUUGGAUGCUAUUGAGAAAACCAGCUCUAAAUUUGAUAAGAUUUGGCUGAGCCUUUGGCUGGUCCUUCUGGUGGUGCAGUUCGUCCGUUGUUUCGUUGCGAAGAAGGUUCAGGCUGAUAAGGAUCCCAAGGGAGUGAAGAACAAAAUGGAGGAUUUGAUGAAGGAAGUGGUGAAGAAGGAGAGGUUGAAGGCCAAGGGCUUAUUUUCGAUGCUAUUGGUGCUCGUCUUCGCGAGCAGAGAGGGCUUACCUUUAGCCCUCUUCGUCUCCUUGUCGUACGCCUCUCACAGAAUCAAGUCUUGCAAGGCCACUGUAGGGCGGCUUCAAGCUAGCGCCACGGUCGGCUUGAUCACCACUAUCUGCGCCACCGGUUUAGUUUUGAAGCAUUCAGAUCUGGCGGAAUUGUGGAUCGGUUUUGACCUCGUUCACCAUAAUCUUCAAGGGGACGCGCAACUUGUCGAAACUUUGUGCCAAGGAAUAUUACUCCACACAUCACCCAAUGGGUGUUUUGAGGAAAUAUGUCUUCUUAGUUGGGCCAGGGCUGUGCUGGGACUUACUAACACGGAGACGGAGUGCUAUUAUAACUUCUCAUCCACGGUUCGAUACCAAAUGGCUGCGAAUUUAUGGUGUUCAAUUCUAGAAAGCGAAUGCCAAGUCGAAGAUAAAGUAGUGGUGCAUGUCCACUGGAGCGGACCGCCAGACUCCAUCCUGCCAAUUUGUUCCCAUUACUACACCUUACAGGGUAAUAUCGAAACCAUAGACGCGCUCAAGGCCACGGCCUUUAAACAACUACUCGCUCCAUACGGCCAAUGUUGCUUCGCUUUUGAGCGAUAA